Sceloporus undulatus (fence lizard) is the source of this 2186-nucleotide messenger RNA. RefSeq names its product SUZ RNA binding domain containing 1 (gene SZRD1). The coding region runs from base 239 to 706 and encodes 155 amino acids. The record is from RefSeq and is a predicted model, not a curated record. NCBI's taxonomy places the organism in Eukaryota, Metazoa, Chordata, Lepidosauria, Squamata, Phrynosomatidae. The transcript is spliced from 4 exons.
CCGCGCGGGUAUUUCCAUGCAUGGGCAUAGGGCGCGAGGAGGCCAGGCGCGCGCAUGCGCCCAGGGAGCCCGGGAAGCGGCCUAGGCGGAGGCGCGCAUGCGCCCCUGGGAAGGAAAGCGAGCGAGGAGCAGCGGCUGCGCCCGGCGGACACCAAUGCCGCCAAUGCGGGGGGAGCUUCGCGCGCAUGCGCCUUGAGCGGGCCGACGGCGGCGGCGGAGGAGGAGGAGCGGAAUUGCCAUGGAAGAUGAGGAGGUCGCCGAGAGUUGGGAGGAGGCGGCCGACAGCGGGGAAAUAGAUCGGAGGCUGGAAAAGAAGCUGAAGAUCAGCCAGAAGGAAAGCCGGAAGUCCAAGUCCCCCCCGAAGCUGCCGAUUGUGAUCCAAGACGAGAGCCUUCCUGCAGGACCCCCGCCCCAGAUCCGGAUCCUCAAGCGGCCCACCAGCAACGGGGCCCUGGGGAACCCCAACUCUGCCAGCCGCCCUGCUUUCCCAGUGAAGUCGCUUGCCCAACGGGAGGCUGAGUACGCCGAGGCCCGGAAGCGGAUCCUGGGCAGCGCCAGCCCCGAGGAGGAGGAGGAGGGCCAAGACAAGCCCAUCCUGGACAGGCCCACCAGGAUCUCCCAACCUGAAGAAGCCCGGCCGGCCAACAAUGUGAUCCGGCAGCCGCUAGGCCCAGAUGGUUCACAGGGCUUCCGCCAGCGCAGAUAGGCAUGGCUGCUCCCAAGCCGGACAGGAAGGCCGGUGGCUCUGCCGCCUCAUCAUCAUCUUCUCCUGGUCCAGGCAGCGCUGCGGGAGAGGACAAAUGGACCUGAGCAUAGGGGGGGCUUCCUCCCCCUGAGGGACUUGCUCUGUGCCCCCCUUUGCUCCUUCUAUGCCCGUUGUGCCCUUCAGCCCCUCGCACUGUGAGCCCUGCUUUGCUCUGGCGCCAUCUCCUGCCUGUCUGGGCCGACAGCAAUAAUGACCGCCAUGCCGUGGACUCCUCCUGCCCCAUCUCCCUGCAGGAGGGCUGACUUGCGGGGCCAGGUGCAGGAGCCCAGGCGCCGCUCUUGGCGAUAGCCUCUGCUUGAGCGGCCCCUUUGUUAGAGCAAGGGGGUGAAGGGCACCUCUCUUUGUCAGUGUGGUUGGGGUGGUGGACAGACUUGGAAGGAGAGGCCCCCAUCGGCCCUUAAGGGCAAACUGCCUGCUGAGCUGCGGAGGGGAGCUAGGUGCCUGAUGGGGGCAUUCCCUCGUCUGUUGAUGGAGGGGCCCCGGAAGGCUCUCCCCAACUCACUUGGCGGGAGGCCCAGGGCUGAGCGGUGGCUUGUCCCUUGGCGGCGGGUGAGAGCAGGAGGAGGUGCGCUGCAGGCCAAGGCUCUGGGGCAAAGGGAACCAUUGCCCUUCCGGUGGGUCUCCCUGACCGCUGCUUCCAGGCUGGCAAGGGCUUUUGGUGGGAAAGAUUUUUGGCUAGAAGGUUAUGAGCUGAGCCUAGGCUGGUGCUGCGCUGGGCCUCUCUGGUGAGGCUGCAGGAGAAGGAGCCCAGGGGCAGAGGGUCAGACCGGCUGGGCUGGGUGGGCUGCCAUGCUUUGGGCCCUCUGCCCCUUGGGAGGAGUGCUGCUCGCAGGCCAGCCAUGGAGAGAGGGGGGGCUGCUGAAGGAGCCUCUUCUCCUUCCCAGGGAGGGCAGUUGGCAAGUGAGGUGCCCUGCAGAAGGCGGCAGCCAUGGGUCGGGGGUCUGGGGAGCAGGAGCAGCCACCUCUGGGAGGGAGAAGCAGGGAAGGGGGAAGGGGGAAGGGGGUGCCUGGGCCCCGCAGCCAUUGCUUGCCGGGAGGGUCCCUGCCAGGGCUGGGGCCUCUCUGGGCCCCUCUAGCAGCCAUAUUCUGGGGGGCUGGCUUUGGGGCCCCCCAACCGCCCGCGCCGCCUGCGAGGGUGGACUACUUUGCUUCACUGUGUUUCCAGAGUCUGCCUUUUGGUUCUGCUGCCUGGUUUCAGAGCCCAGCCGGGGAUGGGAGGCCACUGGGGCGCUUGGCCCGCGGGCCCAAUCCUCUUGUGCUGGAUCAGAAGUGGAACCGUUGCCUCUUUCGGGGACCGGGAGGGAGGGAGGGAAGGGGCUCCUUUGUACCCGGGACUUGUACAAAAACGCCGCGGGACGAGUCGGUGCUCCAAGGGUCGGUCGUGGUCGUUACAGUAAUAAAACUACCUGUCUACAAAAAG